CCCCACCUUCUUUUCUUUUCUAUCAAACCCAAACAAACCCUAUCUUCCAUCUUCUUCUACGCUCCACUCAUCCUCUUCUACGCCAACCCUGCAACCCCAAAUCUCCAAUCCACCAAUCGCUUCAUCGCCCACCUGAAGCGCUCUCUUGCCGAGACUCUGACCGUCUACUACCCUUUCUCCGGCAGGACGAAUUCGGGCAAUUUGCUCAUCGACAGGUUCGGGGAAAGCAUCCCGUUCAUCCAUGUCAAGGUCGAAAGCUGCCGCCUUUCCGAUUUCCUCAAACGUCGUGAACCGAAAAACCUCAACCGCCUCCUCCCUCGAGCUCCCUUCCGUCGAGAAAGCUUCGAAUUCGACUCCCCUGUUUUGGAGAUGCAGGUCUCUGUUUUUGCCGUGCAAGGUCAUCGGCGGUUUGAAGGGUUUCGUAAGUACGUUAGCGAUGCUUGAAAGACGGCGAGCCAAUCUUGGGACCGCAUCUUAGAGGUGAAAGAAGUGAAACCCUUUCUAUGUUGUGGCCGGGAGAUGGCGAAGGAAUGGAGGUUCUCUGAAGCCGAAUCAAGCUCGUUGGUUUAUUAGCUAGCUUUUGGAGACGAUAUACUGGAAGAAGAGCCAUCGCAGUAGCAAUUUCAUGGUUUUCAUAAAGGAAGAAGGAAAGGCAGAAGAUGCUGGCGGCAGGCAUGGCUUCCCCAAAGGGGAAGCUGGUGAAGAUGAUGUAGGUGGAGGCUCUCCGCUGCAUUUGAAGUCGGAGAGAAUGGAGGCGGCGACUCGUCGGGGAAGAAGGAGGAAGAAGAAGGAAGAUAGGGUUUGUUUGGGUUUGAUCGAAAAGGAAAGAAGGUGAGGGGAUAAAGUGGGGAUGGGUGGACCAAAAGUUUUUGUUUUUGUUUUUUUU
Linum tenue is the source of this 886-nucleotide messenger RNA. Lineage: Eukaryota; Viridiplantae; Streptophyta; Magnoliopsida; Malpighiales; Linaceae. The record is from the annotation of a GenBank genome assembly.